UCCUUGUUACGCUGUUCGAGUCGUUUUUGCAACAAGGGGACAUCCGGUACUAUAUAGGACAGGUUGCGUUUUACACGAACUGUUUGAGUGUAGUAACGGCGCCAGUUUCAUAAAUUUGAAAAACAAAAAAGAAACUUCUGCUGAACCAGCUUUAAAAUGCCUGUGAGGAGAACUCUGCGCAUGGACAAUGGCCAUCAACAUCCAGUUUCCAAAAUACCAGUACCCGCAAGAAACCAUGCACCUUCAACAGGGACUGCAAGUUCUCAGGCAGGUAAGACCAACGUCACAACACGUGAACAAGAGGUCCCACAGACGGAGUUGGAAAAACUGGAUUCCACGCGAUCUAAACUGGAACAAUCAGUGGAUGCAUUCAUCAAGGCCAGGAAAGAGCUGGAGGAAAUAUUCUCAGCAGAGGGCAGCAGUGAACAAGGACGCUUCCUCACUGGAUCUUCUGCUGACCUGAAGACUGAGCUAAAGAGACACAGAGAGCUGACAUUCAGAGUAGAGUCAUCUUUGAAAGAAAAUAAAGACCCCAAGCAUCACAGUCAAGGAACUGUGAAGCUGGGUAGCUCCUACGAGUUUCUGAAGUCCAUUAUGGAUUGAGGUUUUUGUUAGCGAGGCAUCUCGGCUGUUGACAGCUAAUGGAAUUGCUCUUCACCUCCUGUGCGUAUGAUCCCUCGGAGAUAAAGCAGGAGAUGAAUGUGGAAUCUACUGUCAGUCGUGAGGCGGAGAUGUCUUGGAGGCCGUCAUUCAUUUGCAGGAGAGGCGUCUGAAAUGGUGGGAGCGAAUCCUCUGACGUAUUAGACCCUGUCUACCCGCCGGAGCCUCUGCCUGGCACCUGACAAAUGUUGAUUCUACAUUAACCACAAUGCUGCAACACUGUGCAAAUAAUGUUCUUUCAGAUGGCAACCCUCAUCCCCUUUAUGGCUAAAACUAUGCAAUCCUCCCCACCUGUGCAGUUUAACACCUUUUUGAAAAGUAAAGGUGGGGGGGGGGCAAACUGACUUGCACAACACAGUAGUCUCUUUAUUUGGUAGUGCCUGGGAAGGCCGAGGCCUCUCACUGCCCGAGUCGACCUAAGCAACAGCUGGUGUUCACAGCAACAUUUCCUAUUUCUGCCUAAGGUGGAUCGUGUAACUCUCACUUUAUCACCCUUAGAGGCCACGUGAAGGACAAAGCCAGCACGCCCAUAAACAAAACUAAUGUUUUGAUACAAGCCCCUUUGGAGAUUGAUGGAAGGAUCCGUGGUACUUUUAAUGCCCCUUUACCACCCAUGACACAUCAAAUAAUCUUUUGCCUACACCAAUGGUUUUCACUUUAGGUCAGGAUCUAAAACUAUUAGUUAUUCUACUUACUUCUUGUAAUGUGUAUUUAUAAUCUAGGGGUCCCUUAGGGGGGGUGUUCUUCAUCUCCUAUUAACACAGAGUUUUUGCUAGGAGGGCUCAGUAUCUACUUAUUGUGCCUGCCACUGUUCUAAGGUUUAGAGCCACAGAGACUGGGGAUAUGCAUCCUGGGUAACUUGUCAGGGACUAGGUGGUGACAGAAGACUUAUCUUCACUGUGGCUUUGAAAAAGGCUUCUUUGGUGUGUAAUUAUUUAACUUCUUUUAAACACCAGAAGCACAUGAACUGGAUUUUUUUUAUCAUACAGUUUUAGUAACGUAAUCUGUCUCGAAAAAGUUACAACAGAGCAGUGUAAACACAGCACAGACAAUGCGGCUUGCUUCAGUGAUUAUUAUAUUAUAUUGUUUGUUUCAAACCUUGUUUGUCUGGUUUAUAUAUAACCUGUAUAUCAAUAUACACAUAUUAUAUACUACAUAUACUACAACUAAUGCUUAUUUCCUUAGCAAUUUAUCUUUUGCUUAUUUUAUUACUCUAUUAAAUGUAAUAAAAUUGUGAAAAUGUACAAGUUUUAAGAUUCCAAAGUAGUGUCUUCAAAUAUCUAUUUUUAUCCAACCAACAGACAAAACCCACAAAAUACUGACAUUACAAUGAUAAAUAAUUCACAUAGAAGCACAAAAUCCUCACAUCUGAGAAGCUUGAACCCAAUGAACUUUGAGAUUUAAGCUUGAUAAAUUAGCAUAAAUAGAUGAUCAAAAGUGUAGUUUAUUAAUUUCCUGCAGCAUUUGAUCCUAUCACAGGAUCUUCCACAGCGGGCGGAGAAGUUGUCUCUUUAUCUAAAGUUGUCUCUAUCUUUUUAUGGCUGAUUAAUUUGAAUAAAGUAGACCAGAAAUAAUAGUUUUGUAUGUGUUGAUUUUUAAUAUUUUGCUCCAACUGUGUUAGUUGUUUACCUUGUAAUAUAACACUAAUUUCCUAAUAAUAUUAAUUUACCCUCCCAUUUCAGGCACAGGGAGGUGAAUUACAUUUUUUCCUCACAUCUUUCUAAAUGAAUUAGCAAGGCUUUAUAUAAACAUGUGUAAUAAAAGGGCAAAUCAGCACCUUUUAUACCACCUCUAAUUGUCCCCUUGUGUUCAUGUUCCAUUGUAGUAACAGUUAACUCAGAUCUUGGGCUCCUAUUUGUCCCUGUGGCCCAGUAUUGGCUAGCGGCCUGGAGCCUCAGAUGCACAGGCAACCCUCACUGACCUGAUAACAUUUAUAGUUGUAAUGGAUUUUUUUAUGCCCGUCAUUAACUCGCUCAGAGAUUGGAGAAAGAAAUUGCUUGUACCUUUUUCUGUGGUAUUUCAACUUUAUAGCAUUAUGUUCAGAUAUGUCACCUUCCAUCAUCUCUUUUUAAGGCCUGUCCUGUCACUGAUUUUGUUUUAAAUGAACAGGUCUUUUGUGCAGGACCCUUGUAGUAUCUAGGACUUGUAAUGAAUAUUUAAUGAUGUUGAGUAAAAGCUUUGAAAGAUAUAA
Molecule: messenger RNA, 2851 nt
Organism: Dicentrarchus labrax (European seabass)
Lineage: Eukaryota; Metazoa; Chordata; Actinopteri; Moronidae
Gene: itgb3bp
Product: integrin subunit beta 3 binding protein
Exons: 9
Coding region: 157-603 (148 amino acids)
Source: RefSeq, a predicted model, not a curated record